CUUAAGGGUCUUCAUUUGGUCUGACAUAACACACUGAGAAACAUGCAUCCUCAUUAGAGGAUAUCCUGUGAAUACCAAAUAAGCAUCCCCUUUUAUUUUUGAAGAUGAGUAAACCACAAUUUAUUUAACAUGUUCCGAAUUAUUUAAGUUAUAAUAAACAGUAUGGCCUAACACAAACAAAAGAAGAAAAACAUUAAAAUGAUUUACAAAAUAUAUAAUAUGGUUUUUGGCCUCUAUUUGCUGAAACACUUUUAUGGCAUUGCAUUUGCAUGUUUUUACAUGUUAAAUAAUUUAUUAAAUCUAUAUUAUGUCCCGCGUCCAUAGCCUGUGAUGGGUGGUGUUAAUGAAUUAACAAGGAUGGAAAGCAUGCAGUUGGGGAUGACAUAUUCCUGCCUAUAAAAUAAAGCAACCUUGUAUGAAGAACAGAAACGGUUGUGAAGGGAGGAGGGAAGCUAUGGAAGCUUUUCUUGACACGUAUAUCCUCUUGUGUGUCUACCUUAUCUCAGUAUGUGUCUCUUUCUCGUCUUUAUACUUUGCAUCUUCCUCUUUUCCCUCAUCUUGUAAGUUACGGAAAAAGUUUAAUCUUAAUGAAGUGCACAAGCCUGGCGAUGUGGUUCUAGGUGGGUUGUUUGAGGUCCACUACAGCUCUGUCUUCCCAGAACGAACAUUUACCUCAGAGCCACAACAGCCCAUCUGCAAAGGCUUUGACACUUUAGGUUUCAGGCAUGCCAUGACCAUGGCCUUUGCUAUUGAUGAGAUCAACAAGAACUCCAAUCUGCUACCUAAUGUGACUCUGGGAUACAGUCUCGCUGAUAACUGUGGUGCACUUGUUGUUGGAUUCAGUAGUGCAUUAUCACUGGCAAGUGGCAGAGAAGAGCAAUUUCUGCUUUGGAAGAACUGUUCAGGGACACCUCCUGUCCUGGGUAUUGUGGGUGAUUCCCCCUCUACAUUUUCUAUUGCCACCUCCAAUGUGCUAGGUUUAUACAAAAUGCCCAUUGUAAGUUAUUUUUCCACAUGUUCCUGCCUGAGUGAUCGGCAACGGUUUCCAUCCUUCUUUAGAACAAUUCCAAGUGAUGCUUUCCAGGUGCGUGCUAUGAUUCAGAUUCUAAAACACUUUGGCUGGACUUGGGUAGGCCUGCUGGUCAGUGAUGAUGACUAUGGACUCCAUGUUGCUCGAUCCUUCCAAUCUGACCUGGCUCAGUCUGGAGAAGGUUGUCUGGCCUACUUACAAGUUUUACCGUGGGACAGUGACCGAAGUGAACUCAGGAGGAUUGUACAUUUGAUAAAGACAUCAACAGCUCGUGUGGUCAUGGUGUUUGCACAUGAGUUCCACAUGAUUCAUCUAAUGGAAGAGGUGGUGAUGCAGAAUGUAACAGGCCGGCAGUGGAUAGCCAGUGAAGCUUGGACAUCAGCUGCUGUGCUCCAGACACCCCGCAUCAUGCCGUACCUAAGCGGCACACUGGGCAUCGCCAUCCGUCGAGGAGAAAUACCAGGGCUCAGGGAAUUCCUUUUACAAAUACGUCCUGACCAAAAUGACAGCAACAACUAUAAUUUGGUGAGGCAGUUUUGGGAAUACACAUUUCAGUGUAGAUUUGAUCCAGCAGAUUGGGUGGAAGCAGAGGGACCACUAUGUACUGGACAGGAAGAUAUUGAAAAUGUGGAGACUGAGUUUUUGGAUCUUUCUAACCUCAGGCCUGAGUACAAUGUUUACAAGGCUGUGUAUGCUCUGGCAUAUGCGCUCGAUAACAUGCUGCAGUGCGAGCCAGGGAGAGGGCCUUUCAGUGGGCACAGCUGUGCCACUUUGGAAAGAAUGGAGCCAUGGCAGCUUGUACAUUAUUUACAAAAGGUUCACUUUACCACACCAUUUGGUGAUGAAGUCUCAUUUGAUGAGAACGGUGAUGCCUUACCAAUAUAUGAUAUUGUCAACUGGCUAUGGCUCCCUGACGGAAGAACUAAAGUUCAUAAUGUGGGUGAGGUUAAGAGGUCGGACUCCAAAGUUGAAGAACUCACAAUUGAUGAAGACAAAAUCUCCUGGAACUUUGCAUUUAAAGAGCCACCCCGGUCAGUGUGCAGUGAGAGCUGUCCACCAGGAACCCGAAUGGGCAGAAAGAAAGGGGAACCUGUGUGCUGUUUUGACUGCAUUGCUUGUUCUGAGGGAAAGAUCAGCAAUAAAACUGACUCCAUGGAGUGCAUCAGUUGUCCAGAGGACUUCUGGUCUGGCCCCCAUCGUGACCACUGUGUUCCUAAGAAAACAGAGUUCCUCUCCUACCAUGAGCCUCUGGGUAUCUGCUUGACAGCUGCCUCAUUGCUGGGCACAUUUAUCUGUGCUGUUGUCCUGGGGAUCUUUAUCCAUCAUCGCAGCACACCCAUUGUACGCGCCAAUAAUUCCGAACUGAGUUUUCUGCUCUUGGUGUCACUUAAACUAUGUUUCCUGUGUUCACUGCUGUUUAUUGGCCGUCCCAGGCUAUGGACAUGUCAGCUGAGACAUGCAGCAUUUGGGAUCAGCUUUGUGCUUGCUGUCUCAUGUAUUUUGGUGAAAACCAUGGUAGUUCUGGCUGUGUUCAAGGCUUCCAAGCCAGGAGGUGGAACCAGUCUGAAGUGGUUUGGUGCUAUGCAGCAGAGAGGGACAGUUCUGGUUCUUACUUCUAUCCAGGCAAUAAUUUGCACGGCUUGGCUUGUCUCUUCCUCACCAGCUCCUCAUAAAAACACUCAAUACUACAAUGACAAGAUCGUUUAUGAGUGUGUAGUCGGAUCAACCAUUGCUUUUGCAGUGUUACUAGGCUAUAUUGCCUUACUGGCUAUCCUUAGCUUCCUGUUAGCAUUUCUGGCUAGGAAUCUUCCAGACAACUUCAAUGAAGCCAAGUUUAUCACUUUCAGCAUGCUCAUUUUCUGUGCUGUGUGGGUGGCCUUUGUCCCAGCUUAUGUCAACUCACCAGGCAAAUAUGCAGAUGCAGUGGAGGUAUUUGCCAUCCUGGCCUCCAGUUUUGGUCUCUUGGUGGCACUGUUUGGACCCAAAUGUUACAUAAUCCUGCUGAAACCAGAGAGGAACACAAAGAAAGCAAUCAUGGGUCGAGGACCCACCAACUCAUAACAGCAGCAGUUGCAUCAAAAUGAUCAACUAGUCUGAACCAGUGUAUAUUUUCCAUUCAUUCAGUAGAGAACUGAUCUUUAAAUGUCCAUUUUAACAAAUAACUAAUCUGUUUUUUUAACUUUGUUUUUACUGUAAGGAAUAUAUUUAGAAGAAACUAGAAGCACUCAAGAAUUGUUUCUGUGCAACACACUGCCCAUGUUCUGCCUGAUGACAUUCUCGUGGCUUUUUCCCUACUCUGAGUCUCAACUACUUUUUCUAUAAGUCAUGUGCAGUUUCCAGCAAAAAUACAAUUAAAAUUAUCUGUUCAUAAUCAGAUCGACAUCAUACCAACAGCAUUUACACCUUUCACUACAGUUUUUAUGUCUAUGUCUGUAGAAUAUGUCGCAGACAUGAAAAAAAGAUAUAUAUAUUUUUUGUAUCUCUUUCAGAUUAAAAGCUCUCUUGUUUUUCUGUGGAAAGAA
Molecule: messenger RNA, 3552 nt
Organism: Dicentrarchus labrax (European seabass)
Lineage: Eukaryota; Metazoa; Chordata; Actinopteri; Moronidae
Product: extracellular calcium-sensing receptor-like
Exons: 9
Coding region: 416-3091 (891 amino acids)
Biological process (GO): G protein-coupled receptor signaling pathway
Cellular component (GO): membrane
Molecular function (GO): G protein-coupled receptor activity
Source: RefSeq, a predicted model, not a curated record